AUGGAUUGCUUCAUUCUUCCAUCCCCAGCACCACUGUUUGCCCAAGCCGCCCCUGCGGAGCAUGGAGAUGAUGGGCCAGGGCCAGAUGAGCUGGUUGUGGAAGGGAGAUUGGUGCCCCAAUCUGAAACUGGCCUUGUCCCUGCUGCCCAAGCUGCCCAAACUGCUGCUGCCCAGCGCCAGCGAAUGGAUAUCGCAGAGAGCGUGAGGCAAGCUGUUGGCAGCACCUUUGGCUUGCGAAUGGAAGGUCUGCUGCUGGGCCAGGAAGAAAUUAAGCACCAUGCCGUAGCUCGCACCCAUGCCCCUGCCAUUUUCAAUGAAGUCUACGACACGUCCAAAGAUUUCUCAUGGGCAAUGUUCGGAUUUAACACCAUGGUGUUGAGUUUCUUCCCUGGUGCUGACAAGAACAAUAUGUCCAUGUCCGUCGGCUUGACCCUGCAGCCCAGCGAAGCCAACAUUGUGGAGGAAGCCCGCGAUUUGCUGAAGCUGAUUCCUCCGCACAAUAGCAUUCCAAAGAAGUUCUCUGUGUUGGCUGCCAUUGUGCGUGAGCUCCUCCAGCAGUUCUCAGGGGCCGGUCACUGCGAUGGUGGAACGCUUCUGUGCAACAUCUUCAUCUUACCCUUCUCUAUGAACGGUGCUGCCAGGGGAUACCCGCUUAUUGAGCCAGAGGAGAACCUUGCAUGGGCUGGCUGGGCGCUUCCCAUUGGCACUGGGGGCAAUUUGAUGCCGCUGCUGCUCUAUGCCAAUGACGUUCUCAGCAUGGCGAACAAGUUCCUGGACCUUGCCCAACUGCGCACCAGCGGCACCGAGCUACGCAAUUUCGACGCCAUGGCAGGGAACCUGCGCCUCAAGUCUUUGGAGGAAUCCAACAAGGACACUGUCAAUGCCUCCUUCUUUGGCGUUCAUUUUGGCCACAAGAUUGAAGAGCAAGAGUGUGGAGGUGUGAGGUAUGCCCUCAAGUCCAAGCAGUACCUCAACAAUGAAGACUAUGCCUUGGUCCACAAUCUCCAGCCUGGCAAUGCGCAAUUUUUUGACUUUGGCGAGAUGCCAGGGCCAACUACCCAAUCCAUUUGGGUGUCUGCUGAAGGAUUUUUUUAUAUCCUCAGCUUCCGGCCAGCUGACGUGCAGCAGAAGAAGUUCGACAGCCCCUGCUGGGUACUACAGGCUGAGUGCCUGAAAGGGGAUUUCGACGAUCAGCGAUGGGUCUACAGACCAGGCACCCGCGGCCCCUGCAGCAUCCUCUGGACCGGCCAGACUGAGGAGAGAGCCCUGGUUGCCAAGAAGGGCAGCAGCACCUGCGUUCUUGCAAUGCGCCUUCAGCGACAUUUGGAUGCGAAAGGCAAGCCGUUCACUGUCACCAUCGCCAAAUGCUCUGAAGCUCCCUCAGGCUUGCUCAGCGGCAUCCAGCAGCCGAACGUGCAGACCGACAAAUAUUGCCGCGUGACUUUGAAGAACACCGGUGACAUGGAGCUGGCCAAGUUUGCUCAUCAGAUGCGUCAAGUUUUUCAACCUGCAGCAGCAGGCAAAGGCAAAGGCAAAGGUUUCGAAGUUGCUCCUAGGAAAGGUGGCCAAGGAUGGCCGCAGAAUCCGCAGCCACAGCCAUUUCAGCCGCUGCUGUUUCCGCCCUUUCAGCAGUUCCCACAGUUCCAGCCUGCCCAAGCUGCCCCUGCUCCCAAGGCCAUGCCGAAUCCUUCGGCCGGUGUGUUUCCGGAGGACGAGGAGGAUGAUGAGUGGCAAGGCUGGCGCUGGCCUGCAAGUAAGGGUGCGGCUGCAGCAGGCGCAGCUUCUGUGCAACUCUCAGGGACCCAGGGAGUUUGGCUGCAAUUCUUUCGGCAUAUCUUUUCGGUGAAAGUUGGCAUAGGUCAUCGGGCGUUGCUGAAUUUCUUCAAAGCUGCAUUUGGCUGGACCCAGAGUGAGCUCACCUCAGAGGGCUUUCUUCGAGGUGCAUCCAGCGGCUUGACUCAGAUGAUUAAGAUCAUGCAUUGGGUGGUGAAAUGCAGGAGGAAGAAGAUUUUGCUGCACGCAGAAAGCAUUUCAGUUUCUGUCGAUGACAGGGCCGAUUUUCGCAUCAUACGCUACCGUUGUAGUUUCCGUUCCUUAGCGGAAUGGACGGAAGCCACAGGCGCCUCAGCAGCCCCAGCUUUGCAUUUGUCAAAAGACAGCAAUCUUGAAGACUGGGCUUCAAUGGAGCCUUUAGUUGCCAAUGGCUUGGUUGGGGUGAUCCGCAAUGGUCAGAAUGUGCCUGAAAACACCAUUGCAGAGCAUGACCGUGACAAGAGUGAGAAGAUGGCUGAAAGUGUGCUUGCUGCGUUGAAGGAUGUUUGCAUGGACAUGGAUGGAUAUGUGGAUGAAGAUGCAUAUCAACAAAUGUGCAGCAAGGUUCGCCACUAUGCUUCAGAUCAAGGUGCUUCAGCAGCCAAGUGUGGCCAGCUCUUGUCACAGCUGCCCCAGCUGCCCAAUCUAAUAUGGCUGAGCGCAGAUAUGGCGCACCAGGUUCGUAUUGCUAGCAAAGACCCCUUGCAUGCGCAAGAGCCUUUUCAACGUCAAUGGGACAGGCUUUUCUCAGCUAGACAUGCUCUGGUGCCAGACAUUCAGUAUUCUGAGGUUUGGCGCUCCCGACUAAUAGCAGCCCAGGCAGAAGUGCUGAAAUCUUGCAGAACGCAGGGAGCAGACAUCAACAAGAUCCUCCAUACCUUCUCUUUUGCCAAGCAACGAUUUGACUCCACAGCCACGCCCAUGCUGAAAUAUUGUUGCAUGAUCCGCGCAAUCGCUUUGGUCUGCGCAAUGCAAGCAGCAGACGAGCGAGGAGCUCGAGAUGUCCGAGCAAGGGCGCAGGCAGCUUUGGAGGACAUGACUCCUGCUAGCGUUUUCCGGUGUGGUUUGACGUGUGACUACACCAUGGAAUGCUUGACGUUCUUGCGAGACUGCUUCGACAUUGAUGACCCAGAUCCGGCCACGACAAAGCAGUCUGUUCUUGCUUUUUGCGCCAGGAUGAAGACGUUAUUUAUUGAUGGAUUCAUUUUGGGAGAUGCGUCGAAAGUUGCUGCUUCCCAAGCUGCCCCUGCAACACCAACUGCCCCUGCAACGCCAGGUGCCGCUGAUGUAGCUUCAAUGACUGCGACACAAAUGGUUUUUGAGCAAGUGGACUUCCCUGAGCCGAGCCUUGGCUUGAAAAUUGAAAGCUUAUCCUUAAGGAUCUACUAUGGGAACAAAAUUCAUUAUCUUUGUACAAAGGCAGGCGUGCAGGACAUACGCAACAUCAUGGCUGAGAUGAGCGAAGUCGUUUCUGCAAUGACCGAUAGAGUCACAGUGGAUUUGGCAGGCGAUGACAUUGCCCAGUGCAUGCAAAUCUUCAAUGUGCAUUCUUGGGGUGAUCGAAAGCAGCAGCGCAUGCUUGAGCCUCUUGUUCAAACUUUGAGCAAAGCGCUCAAGUUGGAUGCAAGGGUGCAACCCGACUUUGUGACAUCUGCGAAAGGUCUUCUGAAGGUAGUGCAAGCUGCUGAUGCCAACAGGCUCCAGAUUUCCAAUCGGCUGGCUUGGAGCUGGGUAUUGUGCGAAGAAUGGCGCGCCCAUCACAUGCCAAGUUUUCACCGGCUUCGGCGCCCUGCAGAUUUGGCGACGCUGAUUUCUUUUUAUUUGGCUGUGAAGGUGAACACCACCACCCUUGAGAGGAACUUGGGCCAGUUGUGCGAGCAAAUUCGAAAUCACUCCGGGCCAAUUUCUGCUGACGGCCACAUUCUUGCAGCAGUCCUUGGGGUGGCUUUGGACGGCCCCCAAAAAGAGAGUGAGUUGUAUGAAGCUGCACGUGCUGCCCACAGCUCUCAGGUUCAGCUUUUGCCCACAGAGUUCAGUAAAGCAUGUGCCAAGCUGUGGCUCUCCACCCAUGGGAGGCGUUUCCAGUAUAAGUAUUCCAAGGCUGCCAAGAAAAACAUCACGGCAGGUAAGCGCACAGGCAUACCACGCAAAGGCACUUUUGCAUUUGUGAAGCACCAACGGAAAGUAGCAUCAAAGACAUUGUGCCAAGCUGCUCAUGCUGCCCAGUCAACUUCAGCUGCUGCAUCUGGCCAAGCUGCAGUUGCGUCUUUUGUGGAUGGCUUGGAAUUACCUUUGUUGCCUGCAAAUGCCUCAAAUGCUUCCUCUGCAGCUUUGCAAGGCACCCGUUGGAGCAGUUCAGCGACUUCAUCACUUCCAAGCACCUUAAAGCAGAAGAAGCAUCCUGCACAGCUGUUUCAAGAGCACACGGCUCGAAAGCAGGCUAGGUUUUGCUGCUCCAGCUUCUCAAUCUUUACCUAUGCAUUUGCAGACUUGCAAGACUACAAGGAUUUCGAUUUGCCUCCCACCCUGCGCACAUGGCUAGAUAGUUGGGGCCAUCUUUUGCGGAAGGAUCUUGACGAAGUAUUGAAACUUGAAGCUCCAAGUUUCUUGCCAUCGUGGGAGGGGCUGCUUCCAAGCAUUCCGCACUCUGCAACCAGUAGCUCUAGCCGCCCCGGCAGCGCCUUCCCCCUCCGUGUUGGAACGGAUUGCAGCGGAGUUGAAAGCCCCGUGCAUUCUUUGCAAGCUAUGGGGGUUCCCUUCCAGCAUCUUUUCAGUUGUGAAUCUGCAUGGGCUCCCAGGCAGAUGAUUCUUGCUAACACGCCUCCAGAUGUUGCCUUGCUGGAGGAUGUCACGCGCACUGAUGAUGAAGUUCCUUCGAUUGACUUGUACAUCUCUGGCUUUUCCUGUAAGCCAUUUUCAAUGCUACAUGGUGGCACCAAGCUGCUUCAGGAGCCUGAAGCAAACAUAUUCUUUGCUGUGCUAAAUCGCAUUCAGCAGCUCCAGCCGCCCGCUUUUGUGCUAGAGAAUGUCCAGGGAAUAUCGAGAUGCAUGAGUGAGGUGCUGUCAUUGCUGCAAAAGGCUGGCUACAUUGUGGCUGUGGAGUCUUUGAACCCUGUUGACUUGGGGGAGCCAGUCAACCGACCACGGUACUACUUUGUCGGUGUCCGUGCAGAUGUUGCGCUUCUUGGUCAAGAUGAGGCUCAAGAUAUGUAUCGAAGGGUGUGGUCUAACCUGAAGCAGAAGCGGUCCAGUCAUGCCAGACGCACCAGCUGCACCAGCAGCACAGCUGGCUUGGCUCCGUUGUUCAAUCGAAUUCUACCAGGUGACCAUGACUUGGUGCUCGCUCACAAGGCCACUUGCCUUGAAAAGUGGCAGCAUGCUCAGAAGCAAGGUUUCCCUGACAAAUCCACUCGUACAAAAUGGCAGCAAGCGCAUGCAGACUGGGCCGCAGGACGUGAAUUCAAGCUGGCUGAAGGCAACCCUCAGCUGGCACAACUGACUCCUGACCGGCUCCUAUUGCAUUUGCCUCGGGAGCGUGAUGGCUGGUGGAAAUUGAUCCGCACCACAACAGAUCCUGCAAAGGUUGUAGCUGACAUCUCCCAGAGCUUGGGCAGGAUGCCUUGUCGCACUGAUGGGGCUUUGCCAACUAUCACCCCUGGAGGUCACAUUGUCCUUGCAGGAGCUGCCCGAUGUCUCAUUCCAGCUGAAAAACUGCUGUUGCACUGUUUGCCUCUUCAUCGCAUGGUGAUACCAGAAGGUGUAUCAGACAGUGACCUGGAGUGCAUGGGAGGCAACAUGAUGCAUCUACAGACAGUUGGUCUUGCCAUGCUCUUGGCUCUUUCUUUGGUUGAUUGGCAUAACCCAGCAGCCCGAGCAGCACCAGCCAAACCAGCAGCCAUUGCUGUCUCAGCAGAAGCUGCCAUGGGAGUUGCACGGAGAAAGCCAAAGGCUGCAACAAAGUGGGAGAAGAAGUUGGAAAUGCAACUUAAGGCUGCGGCACUGUUGGUCUGCUUUGCGAAGGGCUCAUGCAUAGUGCGGAGAGUAGAUUUGGCAGAAACACCACGCGGCGCAUGGAAUUUGAGCAAGUUUCAAUGGUUCAAGCCAGCGAUGAAGACCAAGAGCUUGCAGAUUCAUUUGCUUGGCGAUAUAGCUAGGCAGCUUGUCAUCUCAGUUUGA
Molecule: messenger RNA, 5988 nt
Organism: Cladocopium goreaui
Lineage: Eukaryota; Dinophyceae; Suessiales; Symbiodiniaceae
Source: the annotation of a GenBank genome assembly